AUGGAGAGUGGCUUGGCAAGCUCCUCCGCACUCUUGGGUGGCCAAGGGACUCUCUCAACCACUGUCCUGAACAGGCUGAAUGCCACUUCUUCAGGAGGCUCAAAUGAUGUGAGCCUGGAGGAACCAAAGAAGAUGACAAGGGAAGACUGGAGGAAAAAGAAGGAAUUAGAAGAACAAAGAAAACUAGGAAAUGCACCUGCUGAAGUGGAUGAAGAAGGAAAAGAUAUCAAUCCUCAUAUUCCUCAGUACAUAUCCUCAGUACCAUGGUACAUAGAUCCCUCUAAAAGACCUACACUAAAGCAUCAGAGACCUCAGCCAGAGAAGCAGAAACAGUAUAGCUCCUCCGGAGAUUGGUACAAACGAGGAGUUCAAGAGCAUGCUAUAGCAACUAGAUACCGUAAGGGAGCUUGUGAGAACUGUGGUGCAUUGACACACAAAAAGAAAGACUGCAUGGAGAGACCCAGGAAAGUUGGAGCAAAAUACACAGGCAUGAAUAUUGCACCAGAUGAACAUGUGCAACCUCAACUGAUGUUUGAUUAUGAUGGAAAGCGAGAUCGUUGGAAUGGUUAUAACCCAGAAGAGCACAUGAAGAUUGUAGAGGAAUAUUCCAAGGUUGAUUUGGCCAAACGUACACUGAAAGCCCAGAAGCUUCAGGAAGAGUUAGCAUCAGGAAAGCUGGAGCAAGUGAACUCCCCAAGACACCAGUGGGGAGAAGAGGAACCAAAUUCACAGACAGAAAGAGAUCAUAACAGUGAAGAUGAAGAUGAAGAUAAAUAUGCAGAUGACAUUGAUAUGCCUGGGCAGAACUUUGACUCUAAAAGACGUAUCACAGUUCGAAAUUUACGUAUUCGGGAAGAUAUUGCAAAAUACUUGAGGAAUCUAGAUCCAAACUCUGCUUAUUAUGAUCCCAAAACAAGAGCAAUGAGGGAGAACCCGUAUGCCAAUACAGGCAAGAAUCCGGAUGAAGUUGGUUAUGCAGGUGACAACUUUGUUCGCUACACUGGAGAUACCAUUUCAAUGGCACAGACUCAGUUGUUCGCUUGGGAGGCUUAUGACAAAGGCUCCGAAGUUCAUCUUCAAGCAGACCCUACAAAAUUAGAGCUACUUUAUAAAUCCUUCAAAGUGAAAAAAGAAGAUUUCAAGGCGCAGCAGAAAGAAAGCAUCCUAGAGAAGUAUGGAGGACAAGAACAUCUAGAUGCCCCACCAGCUGAACUGCUGUUAGCUCAAACAGAAGAUUACGUGGAGUACUCUAGACAUGGAACAGUCAUCAAAGGACAAGAGAAAGCUAUUGCUUGCUCUAAAUAUGAAGAGGAUGUAAAGAUCAACAACCAUACAUGCAUUUGGGGUUCAUACUGGAAAGAAGGCAAGUGGGGUUACAAAUGCUGCCAUUCAUUUGUCAAGUACUCAUACUGUACAGGAGAAGCUGGGAAAGAAAUUGCUAAUGCUGAAGCAAGCUUACUGGAAGAGCAACCCAGUGAGGAAGAACACAUGACAAAACCCAAAACACUGAUGGAGAUCCACCAAGAGAAACAGAAAGAGAAGAAAAAGAAGAAGCACAAGAAGAGCUCAAAUUCAGAUAGUGAGGGUGAAGAGAAAAAGAAGCAAGAAAAACUUAAAAAGGCACUAAAUGCAGAAGAGGCUCGUCUUCUCCACGUAAAAGAAAUCAUGCAGUUAGAUGAGAGGAAGAGACAAUACAACAGCCUAUAUGAAACCAGGGAGCCAACAGAAGAAGAAAUGGAAGCCUAUAGAAUGAAACGUCAGAGACCUGAUGAUCCCAUGGCCUCUUUUCUUGGACAGUAGUCAUGGCAAAAAUUAUUCCAAUACACAAGACUUUUUUUUCAUACUUAUUUACAACUCUGUAGACGCUUGCUUACCUUCCACGUGUCUAAUAAGAGCCAGAAAUAGCAGAGGCCUUUUUUUGCACCAGAGAAGUUGGUGAAAACUUCUUUCGACAGACACAAGCAGUCCAAUGCUUACAGCAAUUUUAUAUAUGUGUGUAUGUAUACAUAUACGGUCACAAAUAUAUAUACACACAUAUAUAUAAAAUUGCAUGGAUAUAUAAAAUACAUACACCUACUCUGUAUAUUCUUUAUUGGAAGAGAAAAAAGAUCUGAUACUGACUGCAAUUCUAGGUUCAUUUGUCCAACUAAUAUAUGCAUAAAGUCAUAUAAUUCAGUAAAACUGACUGCUCAAAAGAAAUGGUCAGCAGGUGUUACUUAAUAUAGAACAAAAAUUGUUGGGAAAAAAUUGGAUACAGCUACUGAAGCCUCUCAUUUGUAAAGGGAGUUGCCUGUCACAUGCUUUAAAAGGAGAAAUAGUUUCUUUCUUGAUCACUUUGUAGUAAGUAUUUUGGAAAUGUAAAAAUUGAUUGUUUUGUACAGUUUUGGUUAAAUUAAUAUAAAGAUCUUAAAUGCUGUCCAGCCUUUUUAAUGAAGAGGUUAGGAGAAGCCAACUGUAGAGCUUUUAAAUUCUAAUUCUGUUUCUGCAGAUGUUAACAUAUA
This is a messenger RNA of Gavia stellata (red-throated loon), 2501 nucleotides long. RefSeq names its product SLU7 homolog, splicing factor (gene SLU7). Gene Ontology annotation, cellular component: spliceosomal complex. Gene Ontology annotation, molecular function: pre-mRNA 3'-splice site binding. NCBI's taxonomy places the organism in Eukaryota, Metazoa, Chordata, Aves, Gaviiformes, Gaviidae. Gene Ontology annotation, biological process: mRNA splicing, via spliceosome. Bases 1 to 1800 code for a protein of 599 amino acids. The record is from RefSeq and is a predicted model, not a curated record. The transcript has 17 exons.